This is a messenger RNA of Cherax quadricarinatus, 3675 nucleotides long. NCBI's taxonomy places the organism in Eukaryota, Metazoa, Arthropoda, Malacostraca, Decapoda, Parastacidae. The record is from RefSeq and is a predicted model, not a curated record.
AUGGUUUUAGAGCAGGACGAUCAUGCUAUCACAGCUGCUGAAAACCCUUAUGACAGAAUUACGGAGGCAUUGGAAGAAGACCAAACGCAUAUACAUGAACAGACACCACAGCUUAGUGGCGUCUUUUGCCGGACGGGUAACAAUGUUAGAGUAAAUGGUCCAAGUGGAAAGAUACGUCGAAGACAUGAACAGACACCACAGCUUAGUGGCGUCUUUUGCCGGACGGGUAACAAUGUUAGAGUAAAUGGUCCAAGUGGAAAGAUACGUCGAAGACCGGAGUCUACAGUGGUGAUUAAUCUCCGCCUCAUCCUGGUGAGCGGAAAGACGAAAGAGUUCCUCUUCAGCCCCAGUGAGUCAGCAGGGGAUAUAGCACAGUUUGUGUUUGACAACUGGCCAGAAGAAUGGGUAGAUGAAAGCGUCAGUAAGGCAGAAAUCUUACGUCUAAUAUAUCAAGGACGAUUUCUUCAUGGAAAUGUAACGUUAGGGGCUCUGGGCCUUCCUGCUGGCAAGACUUGUGUCAUGCAUCUUGUUCCCAGAGAAAAUCUACCAGAGCCAAACUCUCAAGACCAACGGCAGAAGAGCAAGGGCGGGUCUUCGAGCUGCUGUUCUGCUUCUUGUGCUAUCCUCUAGUGACCUAUGGAACUACCAUCAUUGGCCCAAGUCUCCAAUGAGCACAUUUCUAAGUCACAGCCAUAUUUACCAUCCACUGCCUAUCCAACACCAGUCAGCACCAUCACCUGGAAGGACCCAAUAAUCUGGCUAGAUUAAGGCCAGAAUAACUUGGAUCCAUGUGUCAGGCUCUGGUGACUUGUUAAUGUAGUGUUCUUUUCUUACACCCUGACAAUACACACUAACUUUUACAGCAAGAGUGCAUUUGAAUUUGAAAAAUUGGGUUACUGUGUUACAGUAUUAUAGCACAGUUAAUAUUUAAACUGGUAAUUUAAAAAUGAAGGGAUUGUGUAGUGUUAAUGUGCAAUUAGCAGUUGUAUUGACUGUUGACAGACACUUAUUAUGCUACAUGACCAUUGCUCCAGGUGAUCUUCAUAAAAACCCAAAAGAGGAAUGUGUGUAAGUGCUGUAUAAAGGACUAUUGUAGUAAGCAGGGGUGUUCUUGUGACAGGUCACAUGUUAAAAAGCUCCCUCCAGCUCUCCUCUUUAAUCCCAGAUACCAUGUAUCAGUAAAUCAUUUUGCAACUAGAUAUCCUGUCCUGCAAGUCACAAAUGUUGAAGCUGGUGUGCAAAAGAACAGUUUGUUAGUAUUUUCUGCUUAUUAAUUCAAAGUUACUUUUUUCCUCCAUUUAAGAAUUGACAAGUCUUAGGAACAAAUAUGUAAAGUGAAGGAUGGCAUGAGAAUUAUUCUUGGGGGUGGGUGGGUUAGUCUGUGAUGAACUUCUUCCUUGUUGGCCUCCCAGUUUGAUCGUGGGGACAUGACUGAGGGUAUCAUUUGUUUAAUCCAAGAUAUAAUGAUUCGUGGGAAGAGACAUUUUUGCGGGAAAAUACAUACAGGUGAAAAUAAUGAUGUGUCAUGUUGCAAUAUUGAAUUAUAUACUUCAUGCAGUUUGGAGAGGCGAGUUUCAGAGCUUUCAUCCAGUGACUGAUGAUGGGUUUUUAGGCACUGGUACAAUUCUUGAUUGUACAUAUAUAUAAAUAUAUAUAUGAUAAGCAAAUAAAAGAUUAUGUGAUAUAAAUGAUAAUGUGUAGAUCACUCAUGUAACUGUUUCAUCUGUCCAGACAAUGUUUUAAGGUGGUUGUCUACACCUGUGUUGCUUUGUUUGUUUCUUGCCAAUGUAGAUCAGAUUUCCUCCGGCAUGAUAGAGGGCAUGCUGGUGCUAUGUGGGCAGCAAAAGGGGUCUUGCCUUCUUCUACAACCAGGAAUUUAAUGCGUUUAUAAAUGUCAGUCACUUCUAUUGCUGUGUUAAAUUAGUAAUUGUUUUUAUUUUUCUUGUAAUUCUUACCAUAGCAUGACUUAUCUAACAUGUAUUUGUCAGAGUUAUUGUAAUGACUCCUCAACACUGAUCUUUAAAUUAUGGUAUUGUAGAUAAAGUUAUAAUUUUUAAGAGCAGAAAUUGUUUACAUUAAGACUUCAGAAUAGGUGCUUAACCCAGCAUGCCCCAUGUGACCUGAUGCCUGACCCCUCCAGUCACACAGCUGUUGGUGUGACAGCCACUUUCUUUUAUAACAAACAGUACAGUGAGUAAAGCUUUAGUGUUACACUCCCAGCUUACUGAGCUUUGCUCCACGGUGAUUGAAGCUGCCCACUUAAUCAGUGUUCUCUUUAUUUAGCCAUACUAGAAUUACUAAGCAAUCUAUCUUAUAGAUUAUAGACUGUGUUAAUUCAUACUCCACCUUCCAGCUUCAGUCACAGUGGUAGGUAAAACUCAGCUAAUCAGAAAAAAAAUAUAUAUAUAUGACUAUAAGAGCAAGUUCCAUUAGGAAGAUUUUAUUAAAAGGUGUGUGUGACCUGAAUAUAAUCCUCAUUGUAGAUCUAAGAAAAAUAGUCAUGUAGUUUAUGACUAGAAAAAUCACUUGCAAUCCUACAAUGAGAACAUUUAUCUUAAAAUUUCAUUGUCUCAUUUUUCAGAUAUGAGAAUAUGUGAGUGUUUGCAUGUUUUCUUUCUAAAAAAAAUAUAUAUCUUGGCAUUUACCAUGAAUGUCUUUGUGCUAUACUCAUCAUUUCAUCACAUUUCAUUUCAUAAUAACUCAUACAUUAUGUGCUCAUUUCCAUCAGCAUGUCAGAUAAUAUGAUUGUAAUGUUGCUCAACAUGGUGAGUAGCAUGUGUAUUCCUCAACAUACAUAACAUCUACAGUGUUCCUCAUCCCAAGAAACUCUGCCCUAAUCCCUAUGGUAGCCAGGAGAGAUGUUUACCACCCACACUUAAUUUAAGAUUGAGUUUAAUUUUAUGAUUAUCAUAGCUCAUGAAGCAGUACUAAGCCUGUCAUUGAGAGGGAGGCUCAAGUGAGAGAUGGUAAUGUUGUAGGGCAAUCCUUCAAGUACCUCAGAUAUAAUUGUUUUCUUCAGAUUGUUUAUUUUUUAAUGAUUAUAUUCAUAGGUGAGUGUUAGGAUGGAUGACAGUUUAUUUGAAAAAUAUUUAGCCUUAAGUUUUGAAAUGUUUGGUAGUCAAUUCACUAAUUUCUGUGUUGUGUAAAGGUCAAGUUAGUAUGACAUACUGCCAAGGUCUUACUCAUGAUUAUAUAUUGUGGCAUAAGAAUGAGUGAUUCAUGGGUUAUUCCAGAACUCUGGUCAUGUCAUGGCAUCUUCGUCUCUUGACAAGAAAUAUGCCUCAAAAGGGUCAGAUCUGAAGCCUGAUAAUUUAUAGAACUCAUAAAUCACUUUUAACAAAUUAUGCUUUGUAUCUAUACCAAUAGAAGAAAGGGGCAACAAUUUAUUUCUUGGAGGGUUAGUUCACUUUGUGCUCUAGUAACCAGUUACCAUUUUUGAAUUGCAUUAAUGUUUUACCGUAUAUACUCUAGUAUAUGUCGAGGUUUUAAGACCAAAUUUUUGGCAAAAAGUAGGGGGUUGACUUAUUCAUGGGAAAUACUUUUGAUGGGUUUGAAUCAUUAUAUGUUGUGGGCUAACCACACAGUAUAUUCCUACAUCUUUGCUGCAUCAAAGGUAAACCCACACUCGGUAAUUAUACUUCACUGAAAAAGACAAAUAAAUUUGAUAAUAUCCAG